This is a messenger RNA of Aphanomyces invadans, 1204 nucleotides long. RefSeq lists its product as hypothetical. The record is from RefSeq and is a predicted model, not a curated record. The coding region runs from base 97 to 555 and encodes 152 amino acids. The transcript has a single exon. NCBI's taxonomy places the organism in Eukaryota, Oomycota, Saprolegniomycetes, Saprolegniales, Verrucalvaceae.
UAUAAUGUCUACCUCCUUGACGCACAUGCUUGGUUAACAACAUCCCCCCGCCGUCGUUGCUGCUUGCGUUGUCGCUUCUCCCUUGCCAGUUGAAUCAUGUCUUGGGCAAACGUCGAUCCAAAUGAGACAGACUCGUGUUCUUUCUUCGGGAGGACAAAAUUCUCAUCCAUGCCACUCGGGUCUACAAUCGCCAGUACAUCAAGCUCUGACAUGGAAUCUUCUUCGGCGAUCAGUAAGCGAUUCACUGGGGGUGGCGAUAUGCUGGGUUUGGGAGGCAUUAUAGCUCCACUUUCUCGCCAAUCUUUAAUCGCCCAAUGUAAGUUGAGUGUGCCGGUGGAUAUCAAAUCGUUGACAGUCUUGCAGGUGCUGUCAAGUUUACUUGCCGACUCUACAACCACCUUUUUGUGCCCUUCAACUGCUUGGACAAGCUUUUUAUUCUACCCCAAAGACCAAUUAGUAGUUGGCUGCAUGGUGCAGUCGAUUGUUGGAGGGCUUUCCACACCUCCACCAGCAAUUCCUUUGUCGUUUUCGUCAAGAGCUGCACUUUCUUCAUGAUAGCCUUGUAUUCUUUGGAUUCGAUAGUAUGGCGAUGCUCAAGUUUCCAAAUUCGUGCACUUAUUGCUCGAAGUUCGGACUCCCGCUUCGCCGUGGCCUGUGCUUUCGCUUGGUGUCUGGCCUCCUUAGCUUGUAAUUGUACGGCUUGCUCUGCUCGCUCCGCCACCUGAGUUGCAGCAAGCUGUCUUUGCUUUUCCAGUUUGCGACUGAGCUUAGCAUCUUCCACUUUUUGCUUGAGUUUCGCCUUCUCAGCCUUUCGAGCUUGGUGCUGAAUUUCUUUUUCACGUUGUACUUCCAGCUUGGCUUGUCGUCGACGAAGUUUCUCAGCUUGCUCAUUCUGUCUCUGCUGUUCUUUGGCGUCGCGACGUUCUCGCUUUUCUCGCUCCAGCUCGUCAAUCUUUCGCUUUUUCAACGAUUUUUUCACCUCUUUUUCUUGAGCUUCUUUUUGCUUGUCUUGAAGGAGUGAUUGAACGGUCUCUAUGAGCUGAUGAUGUCGCUCGGGGUCAAUUGGCCCUUUUGCUGACGUUGAAUAGUUCUCGUCUCUUGAAGUUUGAGAACCACGACGCAACUCCGCCGACUCCACUAGCAUUCUGGAAUACCUGCUUUGUAACAGGGUUGGAAGUGGAAGCACAGCCUACGCAGAAAAGAU